Molecule: messenger RNA, 1081 nt
Organism: Micromonas commoda
Lineage: Eukaryota; Viridiplantae; Chlorophyta; Mamiellophyceae; Mamiellales; Mamiellaceae
Exons: 1
Coding region: 151-1029 (292 amino acids)
Source: RefSeq, a predicted model, not a curated record
GUGAGCGCCAGCCCCGGCGUCGCCCGCGCCGCUUCCGCGAACGCCGCCGCGGACGCGGACCGCAAAGUCGUCGUCAUCACCGGCGCCAACACCGGCUUGGGGAAGAUAUCCGCGACGGAGAUCGCGCGCGAUCCCUCGUACAGGGUCGUGAUGGCGUGCAGGGACCAGGCGCGAGGGGACAAGGCCGCCGACGACGUCGCCGCCGCCACCGGCAACCGCCCCGACGUCAUGCUCCUCGACCUCGCGUCGCUCCGAUCGGUGGAGGACUUCGCGAAACGCUUCGAGGAUACCUACGGGCGGUGCGACCGGCUGAUGAACAAUGCCGGGGUCAUGGCGUUACCCAAACGAACCGUCACCGUGGAUGGCCUCGAGACGCAGAUGGGGGUGAACCACUUCGGGCACUUCCACCUCACCAACCUCAUGAUGCCCGCCAUCCGAGCCGCGCCCGGGCGAAAAAGGAUCGUCGUCCUCUCCUCCGUCGCGCACGAGUUCGGGCAUCCCGACUUUGACAACUACAACUCCACGGGCGCCUUCGGGUACCUCGGCAGCGGGUGGCUGACGUACGGCAAGACGAAACUCGCCAACCUGUACUUCACGUACGAGCUGCACCGGCGGCUGAGGAACAACGGGGUCCUCGACGUCGACGUCAACGCCGUGCAUCCCGGCAUCGUCGACACCGACCUCCCGCGGUCGCUCGCGCUGAACUUCUACCCGCUGCUGCGACGAACGGGCGGUUUGAUCACGCCCGCGCAGGGGGCGACCGGACAGAUCGACGCGUGCGUCGGUGGGGCGUGGGAGGGAAUCAGCGGCAAGUACGUCGCCGAGCAGUCGGGGCCGAGGGGGAGCGAGGUUGGGCCCGGGGGCAAGAAAGGGGUCUUCAAGGUGACGGAGAGCUCGAGGUACAGCUACGAUCAGGAGGCUGCCGCGAGGUUGUGGAAGGUGAGCAAGGCGCUGACGGGGGCGGGCUGGGAGGCGCUCGGGGAGGGGAAGGUGGAGAAGGCGUCCGUGGCGGUCAGCAGCUGGAUGUGACGUCCACCAGGAGGGCUUGAUUUGUUUGUGAACGACGACACUUGUCCGUUUU